Gavia stellata (red-throated loon) is the source of this 1875-nucleotide messenger RNA. RefSeq names its product DEF6 guanine nucleotide exchange factor (gene DEF6). Bases 1 to 1875 code for a protein of 624 amino acids. Gene Ontology annotation, cellular component: cytoplasm; nucleus. Lineage: Eukaryota; Metazoa; Chordata; Aves; Gaviiformes; Gaviidae. The record is from RefSeq and is a predicted model, not a curated record. The transcript is spliced from 11 exons.
AUGGACCUGCGAGCGGAGCUGCUGAAGUCCAUCUGGUACGCCUUCACCGCCCUGGACGUGGAGAAGAGCGGCAAGGUCUCCAAAUCCCAGCUCAAAGUGCUGUCUCACAACCUGUACACGGUGCUGUGCAUCCCCCACGAUCCCGUGGCGCUGGAAGAGCAUUUCCGCGAUGACGACGACGGGCCGGUGUCCAGCCAGGGCUACAUGCCGUACCUCAACAAGUACAUCCUGGAUAAGGUGGAGGAAGGUGCUUUUGUCAAAGAAAACUUUGAUGAGCUCUGCUGGACCUUGACGGCGAAGAAGAAUUACAAGCCCGACCGGAAUGGGAAUAGCGUUGUAUCCCACCAAGAUGCCUUCAAGCUCUGGUGUCUCUUCAACUUUCUGUCUGAAGACAAAUACCCUCUCGUCAUGGUGCCAGAUGAGGUGGAGUACCUGCUGAAAAAGAUCUGCACGGCCAUGAACGUGGAGCUGAACUCCUGCGAGCUGGAUGACUACCUCUCCCAGGAGCCACAGGGGCAGGGGGGGCUGACGGUCUGGCAGUUCCUGGACAUGGUGAACUCGGGGCGGUUCCUGCGAGGCAUCGAGCAGGAGGCCGUCAGCAUGGCCGUGGAGGAGGUGUACCAGGAGGUCAUCGAGGAUGUGCUCAAACAGGGCUACCUCUGGAAGAAGGGCCACCUGAGGAGGAACUGGUCAGAGCGGUGGUUCACGCUGAAGCCCAGUGUCCUGUCCUACUACAUGAGCGAGGAACGGAAGGAGAAGAAGGGGAGCAUCGCACUGGACAAGCACUGCUGCGUGGAGGUACUGCCCGACCGGGAUGGGAAGAGGUGCAUGUUCUGCGUGAAGACCUCCUCCCGCACCUACGAGAUGAGCGCCUCUGACACUCGGCAGCGCCAGGAAUGGACGCUAGCCAUCCAAAUGGCCAUCCGGCUACAGGCUGAGGGCAAGAAGUCCCUGCACAAAGACCUGAAGCAGAAGCGACGGGAGCAGCGGGAGCAACGGGAACAGCGGAAGGCGGCCAAGGAGGAGGAGACGCAGCGGCUCAAGCAGCUCCAGGAGGAGAAGGAGCGGAAGCUGCAGGAGCUGGAGCUGCUCAAGGAGGCCCAGCGGCAAGCAGAGAUACUCCUGCAAGAGGAGGAGCAGCGGCGGAGGCAGCAGCACGAGGAGAUGCAGAGGACCCUGGAGAUCCAGCUGCGGGAGGCUGAGCAGGCUCGCGCCUCCAUGCAGGCAGAGAUGGUGCUGAAGGAGGCAGAGGCAGAGCGUCAGCGCAAGCGCAUCCUGGAGCUGGAGGACAUGCAGGAGCGUCUCCAGGAGGCCCUGCAGCAGGAGGUGAAAGCGCGGCAGGACGAGGAGUCCGUGAGAUACGCGCAGGCCAGGCUAUUGGCUGAAGAAGAGGAGAAGCUGAAGCAACUGAUGAAGCUGAAGGAGGAGCAAGAGGAAUAUAUCAUCAAAACUCAGCGGGAGAAGCAAGUCCUCAAGCAAGAGAUGGAGAACAAGAACAAGUGUCUGGAAGAGGCGCAGAAGCAGCUGGAAGAAGUGAGAGUGAACAGGCAGCGGGUGGACCAAGACGUCAUGGCGGCCCAGCGGAAGCUGCGACAGGCCAGCACCAACGUCAAGCACUGGAAUGUCCAGAUGAACCGACUGAUGCACCCCAUCGGGCCGGGAGACAAGCGUACAAACGUGAGCAGCGGAGGCUUCGCUGGCUACCAACCCCUCCUCUCCCAGAGAGAUUCCUCCCUCAAACUCAAGCAGAAAGUGGAGGAUAAAGGCAGUGACCCCACGAGGGACAACAGCAAGGAAAACGUGAGCAACGGUGGGAACAGCGGCGUGCCACCAUCUCCGGAUGCGGACACCAUGGCCACAGAGCCCGCCAACUAG